Molecule: messenger RNA, 831 nt
Organism: Entamoeba dispar SAW760
Lineage: Eukaryota; Evosea; Mastigamoebida; Endamoebidae
Exons: 1
Coding region: 1-831 (276 amino acids)
Source: RefSeq, a predicted model, not a curated record
AUGAAAACCAACCUGGUAAAAGGAUCUCCUAUUUUUAAUGAAAUUGAUUCAACACCGAUUGAAAAUUCAUCAGAAUAUAAACUUAAACUAUGUUUUUGUCCAUUGUGUUCAUCAGGUAUAACGGCAUUAGGAAAUACUGAUAGUAGAGGAAUAGUUUCAUGGCAACACAUUUGUAGAGUAAUUCUUUUUUCUUUAACUGUAAAAGAAAGUCCUAAAAAAUUCUUUUCUUUAAAAGGUGAUAUGCUUUGGUUCGUAGUUGAUCAUUGGUUCUUAUUUGGAAAACUUUAUCAAUUUAGAACAAAUCCUAAUAAAUGGAAAAAAGCUUUUCUUGAUGCUUUAAGUCAUUCUACUUAUUUUGAAAGUGGAACUGGUUUUUUAAAAAAACCUGGUUAUUGGAAAUUAACAAAUACAGCCACUCCUUGGGAUGAUAAAGUUGAUUAUUUUUCUGAGUCAAUAAAAACAAAAUUACAGUUACCUAUUAUACCUGAUCAUUCCUUGACUCAAUCAACAUUAUCUUCUUCUUCAAAAUCUAAAAUAGAAAAAUGUUGUAUUGAUGCUCGUCAUUCUUUUUCUUGUGCGUUAUCUUCUUUACAAAAUCAACUGAAAUUUUCUAACACUACUGAAAAUUUUACACUUAUGAAUCAAUUAAAAGAAAUUCAAUCUAUUAUGUUUAAAACUGAUCAUAUCAUUUCUUCUAUUAAACAAUUAAAUGUUACUUCUCAAAUUGUUUCUUCUUCUUCAAAAGACGCUUCUUCUACUUCUUUCUUUAAUUCUUCUGAUCAAGACGAAGAAGUAAAUCCUUUUAAUAGUUUUAAUCCUCAAUGGUGUUAA